CUAAAACGUAGUGUAUGUAUACAUUUUUAGUAUGUUAUCUUUGCUGGUUCAAACGAACCGUUAUCGCAUUAAACAGUCUUUAAAACAGAGCAGAGCAUGUGUUUUAAUUCAGGAGCUGGAACGCUGUAAAUGAGAAAAUGAAAAUGGCGACGAUUGCGUGGAAGACUGUUGCAGUGACUAUCAUCCAGUUUUGUAUGCUUUUUCACUGUAUUCUUGCCGACGGGCAGUUUUAUGGCGGAUCAAUGCGAUAUUCUAUGACAAAACGGCCAGACGACAAUUACACGGUGACUAUCGAACUAGUUACGAUAUGGGUACUCGGCAAAGGUCCAUGUGGUCCAAGUUGCAGUAAAAAAGAUAUUGGUAGAUCAACCCGCUUAACUAGACCUCAGCGGCAAACAUUUUAUCCAUCAUCUCUCGGAAGCUUCAGUUCAGAUUAUAGAAACAAGACUACUCAUCUUGCGGUGUCACAAGACUUAGAUGAUAUUGUGAACAGAUCUUACAACGAAACAGUGAUAGCUGUUAGCGAAGACAGCAGAUUGGAGCAAGAACUGCUUUAUUUUAACUUUUUCUUGCGAAAUGGGACGAACAUAGAUAUCAGUUUUGAAGGAAGUUCCUGGAGAUAUUUAACACUACAGACAAGGCGUAGCAGUGGUUACCCGUUUUGGCAUCUAGAAACCCAGAUAAAUUCCGCUGUACGCAGUGAUACGGAGAAAACCAACCGAAGUCCACAGGGUUUGGCUAAACGCUUUUACAGAGCUAAAUUAGGAACAGUAACAGAGAUAUGUCUUCCUGUAAUCGACGCUGAUGGCGACUUUGUCGAAUGUUCCAUUGCUGAGUACUUUGCAGCAGGUGGACUGGCGAGAAAUCUACCGCCUAAUGUAUACGUCCAUAAAAAUUGCACGGUUUCCAUCAACGCUUCAGAGUCUAGCGGUUAUGCUGAAGACACAUGGAUUGCUGUACCAGUCACUCUAAGAGAUUACACUAGGAAAAAGAUUUAUGCCGGAAAGGACAUUUUUAUGCCAUACACAUAUUCCAUCAGUUCAGCAACUAUUCAGUUUGUCGUUCAAAUAAAAGAAAAUCUUACCACACCGGAGUUUGUAGAACCAACGCCUAAAUGCCAGCAUGAAUUUAUGAUAUACCCUGGAACUACGUGGAGAACAGAAGUAUAUGCUAAAGCACCUAAACAUGCCACAAUAAAAAUUAUAACGGUGUAUGGUGGACAGGGUGAAAAAUAUCUGUCAACAAUGCAGCAAGGACAAACACAUGCUGAAGUUAAGCAUGCAAAUAUAUACUGGAAGCCAUCCAUGGCUGAUAUUGGACCACACAUAGCAUGUGUUAGCGCAACUGAUACUACCGGGGUAGAAUCUUCAGAACAACGCUGCUUUAUAUUGGAUGUUCAAGGUGAAGGAUUCAAUCACACAACAAGUGUUUCUGGUGUGAAACCGUAUUUUGUCAACAUCCCUGCUCCAGAUCAGUUUAUCAACUGCAAAAUUCAGUCGACCUGUGUUGUGGCUUUAUAUGUGAAAUCAUCCACCAAAGUUACAGCUUUAAAUGUGACAGAUAGCAAUGUAGAUCACUAUCAUCUGAGUCCAAUCGAGGAAGUUGUACAUAAUGGCGAACAGAUGUACCAGAUAGAUCUCUCAUUUAAGAAUUCGUUUUACGGGAGGAAAAGUCUCUGCUUAAUGGCGACAGAUAAAAACAGGGAGAGCAGCGACAAGGUUUGCAUACAAUUGCGCAUAGAGCCCAAAGACCCAUGUAUGUCUGAACCUUGUCAAAAUUCAGCAGAAUGCAAGAAGGAUACAGAAACGGACGAUUUCACGUGUCUGUGUAUGCCUCGAUAUUCUGGUAAAACUUGUAGCAUAUGGGAUAAUCCUUGCAAUCCAAGUCCAUGUUAUGUGAAUGGUUCAUACGGAUGCCGCGGUUUUACUGAGGCUCACUGCUAUUGUAAACCAGGUUUUAUUGGAAGAACAUGUUCAGAAAGUAUAAAUGACUGCCACAACGACAGUUGCCACGGCCAAGGAGUUUGUAAGGAUAAAGUGAAUGGUUUUGAAUGCGAAUGUUUUGACCGUUAUAAUGGAACGAGAUGUGAAACAGAUAGAUGUCCAGCGCAAGUAAAUGGAGCUACGACCUGUUCACAAGUGCAUUCGAGUGUAAAUGGGUCAGUUACGUACUUGAAGGUGUCAGCCGGCAGUGACUUUACUUUGAAUUGCACUUUAUCGAUACUACCACCGCAUACAUUCUCUUGGUCAAAGAUCAACGCUUGUGGCGGAAAUUAUGAGACUGUAAAAGGUUCAGUCUUUCACGAGCCACAUGCUGCUGUAGUAGAUUCGGGACAGUACGCUUGUACUACUUCUGACAGAACUGGCAAAAACACCAUUCAUUAUUUCAACGUAGAUGUGACAUCUGUAAACCGACAAGACACCUGUACUUUUGAUGAAAACAGUUUAUGUGACUGGCAACAAGGCAGACACGACAAUUUUGAUUGGACCAUUGAAAAUGGCCCAACUCAGUCUCUGGGAACGGGACCUCCCAACGACCACACCCUUGGAACAUCACAAGGAAGGUACCUGUACAUAGAAACGUCAUCUCCAAGAUCAGUCGGAGAGUACGCCAGUAUUUCUUCUCCUCUUCAGCCAGCAAAUCGAACUAAAUGUUUCGAGUUUUGGUACUAUAUGUUUGGUGAUGGUAUGGGAGGAUUGUUUGUUCUUUUAGAGGAUUCAUGCCUGAAAAAAGAAACCCAGAUUUACAAACAGACAGGAGACCAAGGAGAACGCUGGAUUAAGGCGUCAGUUUCCAUAGCCAGUACCUCCGUUCCACAUGAUUAUAAAAUUGUAAUAAAGGCUGAUGUUGGAACUACCUACCAUGGAGACAUAGCUAUAGAUGACUUGACUAUACAUAAUGGAAACUGUCCAGGUAAUACAAACGCUCCUAUAAUAGGAUGAAGAUAACCAUCGACCCGUCCAGACAGAAAUAUGACACAAAUUUGAAAUUAAGCCGACAGUUGAGAUAAAUCUGACACUUGAUUGUAAUAUUGUUGACAUUAAAAUAUUUCAUUGUUGGAUUCCAAGAGUAAAGAGGUAAUAUAUCGUCAUCUCGGCGCAUAUCAAUGAUAAAGUGCUUCUUUAAGUCAAUGCAGUAAUAAGACUGGUAGGGGUAAAGAUAUGGCUGCAAAAACUAUAACCACUUUACAGUGUGAAAUUUCACCUCAGCACUAAUGGAUGAGGCAAAUUAAAUAAGAAUGAUUAGAUUUGAUUGUGAAUAUUUAGUCAAAUCCAAGUCUGUAAUUGAUUAAUUACAAUUGUUUUAAUUUACUUUUAUCUCAGUUAAUAAUAACUUUCAAAAAUCUCAAAUUUGUUGAUUAAUUAUAAUGAAUUAAAUCAUAAUUAUAAUUAGGACAUUCCUGUUACUAACGCAAGAUUCUCAGAGCAUAAUUUCAUUUGCUAUAUACAUGUGUAAUAAAGUUGAAUUGUCACAAAAUAAGGUUAUAUAAUAUAUAUAUAGUUUUUGUAUUGCAUGACACCGUUUAUUUUGCACCGUUAAUAUUUGAGACUUCAUAUCAUAUCACAUGUUGUAGGCUGUAUGACAUUUUAAAAAGUUUGUUAUGGAUAGUAGCUAGUCAAUUAAGCUAGUUAAUUCUCUUAUAUUUUUAAACAUGUCUACACAAUACAAAAGAUCCAUUUACAUGAUACUUUAUUGUUUGCUUGUAGUAUAUCAUGGAAUAUAGUAACUUGUACUUUCAAUUUAUCUAUUGUUGCAUUUUAUAUCAUUGUAAAUUUUAUUAUGUAUUUUCUUCAGUUUUUUUCGUAUGACCUAUAAUGAAAGAACUCUGAUUUGGAUUAAGGAUUAAUGUAAACAAAUAUUCGUAAAAUCAAUAUCAUAUGCUGCCCGUAUAAUUAUAGACCUCAGUCAACUAUGGUUUUUUCUUUGUUAACCACGGUUAAACCUGGUUUUAGACCAUUGUUUGGUGUUGGUAUUAACAUGGUUGAACAUCCGGAAAAAGGGGAACAAUGAUCUGACCAAGGUUUAACCAAGGUUUUUUCAGGUUUUAUUGUCUAACCAUGUUUGACUAAGUUUGAACCAUGCUUGACUUUUUCCGUAAAAGUUAUUAUGGUCAGAAUAUAAGAAGCAACUCUGGUAGUGUCGUUCGUCAAAAAGCAAAACAAAAAAAAAAAACUAAAAAAAAAAAAAAAAAAAAAAAAAACAACAACAAAAGAAUGUAUUGAAAAAAUAUCGAAUCAAAGCACUGAAAGGACUGAUGUGGGCAGCGGUUGGCAGAUUUUUGUAAUGGGCAUGAACAGUUUGCUUAAGUUUGGUGAUUCUAGUUUAACUACUUUUUAUUAAUAAGCAUUUCCGACCUUUUUUACCAAAUCAAGGGGUAAAAUCUGCUUUUACUCUCAGACUGUCUAAAGGGAUAAAAUAAUAUAUGAGCAAAGCUCAUGCGUUUAUUGAAAAUUUUGUGAGGUUUGGUUAAUCUUGCUCAAAAUCUUUUUUGAAUAAUAAGCAUUUUAACAAAUCAAUGGGAAAACACUUACACUUGCUUUACUUGGUUUUACUGGAACAGUAAAUGUGAGCAAAGGUCAUGGACUAAUAAAUAAUUAUGUGAUGUUAUAACAAGAGCUUGCACGAAGUAACAGAUAAGAAACAGAAAUUAUUUGGUCACAGUGCACUUGACAUUUGACGUAUUGACCUUAAAUCAAUAAUUAUGUGUCAUUUACUAGUCUUAAAUGACUUCCAUAUCAAAUGUAAUCUUAGACCAAAGCAUUAUCUAGUUUUCUGGCAAAAGAAGUUCUGUUGUCAAUAUGGUCUUGACCUUUGACUACUGAACUCAAAAUCAAUAGGGGUCAUCCGCUGGUCAUGACAAAUCUCCCGAUCAACAUUCAUGAUCCUAGGAUUAAGCGUUCUCCAGGUAUCAUCCAGAAACCGAUUGGUGUACAGACCGACCGACAUCCAUCAUCAAACACUAAUAUUUACAAAAUACCCCUCCUCCUUCGAAGUCAUAAGAGGCAAGAAGUCAAUAGAGGAUAGGAGCGAAAGACAAAGAGACACUAAUGGUUGGGUGCAAUAGGGAUCAACUACUUAAAUUGGCAUGUCCAAUCACCCUAUGAGGUUUCAAGAUUCUGGGUCAGGUUCUCAAGUAAACCGUUUUCCAUGUUUAGGCCCCUGUGACCUUGACCUUUAAUAGAGUGAACCCAAAAUCAACAGGGGUCAUAGAUUUACUCUGCAUAUCCAACAUCCUAUGAAGAUUCAACAUUCUGGGUCAAGUGAUUUUCAAGUUAUUAAUCCGAAAGAGUUUUUCUAUCUUCAGGCCACUGUGAUCUUUCCCUUACGUCCAGUGACCCCAGAAAUAUUAAGGGUCAUCUACUCUGUAAUUCCUAUCAUCGUGAUUGAAGGUUCUGUAUCAAAUGAUUCUAAAGUUUAUGGUUGGAAACUAUUUUUUCAUGUUCUGGUUCCUGUGACAUUAACUUUUGAUCAAGUGAUUCAAAAAUCAAUAGGGGUCAUCUGCUCUACAUGUCCAAUCAUCCUAUAAAGUUUUAACAAUCUGUGUCAAGUGGUUCUCAAGUUAUUGAUCAGAAACUGGUUUCUGUGACCUUGACAGGUGAUUUUUUAUUUAUUUUUUUUCAAAUGAGAACUCAUCUUGGUAAAAGUAGGCUAUGAAUAUAUUAUUACAUAGAUAAAACACACUUCAGAAUAGUUCUUACACUAAAAGCAACUAUAAAAGAAUAUUUACAAUGAAAUUAAAGUGUUUUAAUUACUAUUUUAAAACAACCCAAACUACUACUGUCUCCAAUAUCAGCACACAUCAUGAUCUUCAGGUUGCAUUCAGUUAUUUUUCAGCUGUAGAUUAAAUGUAAUAUAUGUCUUAUAAUACAACAUGCAUGUUUUAGUGUUGUUAUAUUUUGUGGUCCUUUUGGAUCAUGGAGUCCAUUCAACAUAUGUGUAACAGAGUUCCGCUUAAGCCGGUGCUAGGGGGCGUAAGAGGUGUUGCACAUUUCAUUACCUCUCAAAUCAAAUCAAGUCUGCUAUUAUUCUUCUUGGUUGCAUUCUAUGCUUCCAAAGGAUCUUUUUACGAAUUUUAUUGUUAAAAACGCGAAUAUUGAAAAUUGAAAUUUUGUUUGAAUUGUCUCAAAUAAUUUCAUUGCAGUCUUCCGGAGCCCGAUAUUGUAUAAUUAUCCGAGAAGAAAUCGUACGCCAGUACGUGAAUAUUUGGGGACGAAAACACCGCGAAUCUACCGGCGAUUAAAAGGCGAGUUUGUUUAAAAUAAUGUUUCUUUGGAAUUAAUUAUACCCUUUAAUGAUAUGCCAGUCACAAACACAAGCUAGAAUGUGAAAUUAAAUCAAAUCGAAGUGCAUAUGUUCGUAUUUUCGGGAAACAGGUACUACGAAAUUUUCGCACCCUCCGUUACGGCUGCAGUUAUUUUCCUAAGUCGUGCAAAUAAACAUUAUUACGUAAAUAUUAUGAAAGGAUCGUAUCUUUCUCUAUUAAAAAUAAAUAAGAUAACACCUA
Mercenaria mercenaria is the source of this 6505-nucleotide messenger RNA. RefSeq lists its product as uncharacterized. The transcript has 24 exons. Bases 138 to 2942 code for a protein of 934 amino acids. Lineage: Eukaryota; Metazoa; Mollusca; Bivalvia; Venerida; Veneridae. Gene Ontology annotation, molecular function: calcium ion binding. The record is from RefSeq and is a predicted model, not a curated record. Gene Ontology annotation, cellular component: membrane.